GUUGUUUGGGAAAAAGGAUCUGGCAAAGAACUCACCUGUCCCUUGGUAUCUGCCUAUAGAUACAAGUCACGUCUUGAUCAGCAGUUUCCGUUUGACGGCACUCAGACGUUUUUUUACCAGAAACAUGGUGACAGUUCUAGAGAAACUUGGAGUUGCCCAUAAAGGAAGUCAUCUUUUUUCCCUUUUUUGUUUUUACAUGAAAGAGAUUUUCACGUCUGUAUUUCUACGAAGAUGGUCGCUCUCUCCUACACGGUGCCGUGGCGUCCUACCAGCCCGAG
Striga hermonthica is the source of this 278-nucleotide messenger RNA. The record is from the annotation of a GenBank genome assembly. Lineage: Eukaryota; Viridiplantae; Streptophyta; Magnoliopsida; Lamiales; Orobanchaceae.